Ictalurus punctatus (channel catfish) is the source of this 2539-nucleotide messenger RNA. It is a transcript of the gene rfng, whose product is annotated as RFNG O-fucosylpeptide 3-beta-N-acetylglucosaminyltransferase. The coding region runs from base 329 to 1426 and encodes 365 amino acids. Gene Ontology annotation, cellular component: Golgi membrane. The record is from RefSeq and is a predicted model, not a curated record. NCBI's taxonomy places the organism in Eukaryota, Metazoa, Chordata, Actinopteri, Siluriformes, Ictaluridae. Gene Ontology annotation, molecular function: O-fucosylpeptide 3-beta-N-acetylglucosaminyltransferase activity. The transcript has 10 exons. Gene Ontology annotation, biological process: regulation of Notch signaling pathway; pattern specification process.
CUCUUCUAGUAAAGACGCAUAAUAACUUGUGACUGCUAUCCACGACACAGAGGGCAUUUAACACAGCCGCCUUAAGCAUGAAUGCCGGACUGUGUGUAGAUACUGAGCUGUUUAUUUGGUGCUGUGUGAACUGAAGUAGAAGGCUUUGUUUUGAAUUGUCUUGCUACCUAUUUGUAAAGUCGAGAGGAUGAAGACCGAUGAUCUGAGAAGGAAAACUGCUCCUACACACAUGCUGUUUUGCGACUGCAGCUUGUUACACUGAAGAUGGGCACAGGAGAGGACAGGUGGCCGAGCCCAGGUGGCUGAGCUGGCACCGUGCUCAGGAAGAAUGCAUUUGUCUCCGGUCGGCACAAACAGGCGCUGCUUCCUGGCCUCUUCGGCCCUCUGUGCCAUCGUGCUUCUGCUGAUCCCGACUCUCCAAACGCCGCAGCAGCAGGGCGAGCUUCCCCGACCUUUGCCCCACAACAGGCCUGCCAGAGGAGACAACACCACAGGCUACAAAGGUGCUAGUAACGCUAAGCACAGCAGAGUCAUUGGGCUACCCUUUCCUCGUGACAAAUCCCAAAGGGACUCAAUUGGUGCUGAAAUCCUUAGCUCACAGUCCAAGGAGCCUCUGAGACUGAAAGACAUUUUCAUUGCGGUCAAAACCACCAGGAAGUAUCACAAAUCACGUCUGGAGCUGCUUUUUCAGACCUGGGUGUCACAAGCCAAGGAGCAGACAUUCAUCUUCACUGAUGGUGAGGAUAAGGAGCUGAAGCAGAAAGCAGGCAACGUCAUCAACACCAACUGCUCAGCCGCUCACACACGACAGGCGCUGUGCUGCAAGAUGUCUGUAGAGUAUGACAAGUUCAUCGAGUCGCAGAAAAGAUGGUUCUGUCACGUGGAUGACGAUAAUUAUGUUAUCCUUCCGAGUCUGCUGCAGCUGCUCUCAUCCUAUUCCCAUACACAGGAUGUGUACCUGGGCCGGCCCAGUCUCGAUCACCCUAUAGAGGCUCCUGAGAGGGUCAGGAGCGAUGGAUCGACGUCUGUCAGGUUCUGGUUUGCUACUGGAGGUGCUGGCUUCUGUGUCAGUCGAGGCUUGGCACUCAAGAUGAGUCCAUGGGCAAGUCUGGGGAACUUCAUCACUACAGCAGAGAAGAUCCGUCUCCCGGAUGACUGCACGAUCGGUUACAUUAUCGAGGCGCUGCUGGAGGUUCCUCUGAUACACACCAACCUCUUCCACUCGCAUCUGGAGAACCUGCAGAGGAUGCCUGCUGCAGACGUCCUCAAACAGGUCACCCUCAGCUAUGGUGGUUUUGAGAACAGGAGGAACGUCAUACCUAUUGCUGGAGCCUUCUCCUUGACUGAGGACCCUUCACGGUUUAAGACCGUUCACUGCUUACUUUAUCCUGAUACUGAAUGGUGUCUCCGCAACGGUCAUCGCUGACCUCAACGCAUCCUUCUGGAGACAAAGCAAAUAUCUCCUUAGUCUCAAUCCCAAAAAGGCUUCUCUCGUGCAUUAAUAUAACUCACUAGCAGGCUGAUUACCAUGUCAAUUUGGCACUGCUGCGUUUUGUACAGACUUCAUUGAAAAGUUUGUUGUACUUUUUUUUUAUUAUUAUUUUUAAAUAGAUUAUCAGGGUAAUUUAUUUUGAUAUCCCAAAGUCUGAGAAAUAGCAAAAGAUUCUAAAUGUUUUUAUUAUUAUUAUUAUUAUUAUUUCCCCCCCCAACUUAUUGGGGAUCAUUUAGGGUUUUAUGGAUCUUGUGUUACUUUUUUAUUUUUUUUCGGCCCUCAAGUCAGCUCAAAGCUUUAAAAUGCUAAACGGAGCUUUAGUUGUAAGCAUUUCCUGCAGGAGAAAAUAAUCUCUUCGGAGAGUCAGGUUUCACCUUCAAACAGAACCCUUGAAUAAAAAUAGAAGUCGUGAGGACAUACAUUUGAAUAAGGGUUCACUGCAUUACAGUUGCAGUUUAGGCAUGAAUUCGGCUCCUUGGAAGCCUUGAAUUUAGGGUUAAGGGUAUCUAAAGUAGGUUUUAGUGUGGUGAUCUGUGAACAUGGAUGAAUGGAGGCCCUUGCUUGCAAGGUGACGUCAAAGUAUGGAUUCAUAUGCAUCAGCUGAUUAAGGACAAAACUGUUGUUGUUUAUUAUUAUUAUUAUUAUUAUUAUUAUUUUUUUUUUUUUUUUUAAUAGAAAUAUUCCCAACUCCUACUGAGCAUUAUAAUUAUGCUUAAUUAAAAGAUGCCUUAACACCAACUCAUUUAAAAAAAAACUGCCAAAAUAUUCGAUUUUUAAUUUUUUAAGAUUUAAAAUCAUAUUAUGAUGUCUCUGCUCAUUGAUGCACAAGCAUGGAUUUUUCCACUGCAGGUCAGUGAUUCAUGUGAAUGUGCCAAAAAAAAAAAAAAAAGAAGACUUUCCUGGUUAUACAUGACAAAAAAAACGCUAUUGACCUGUGAACAAAAGAGGAUUAAGCAAUGCCAAGCUGCUACCAAAUACUGUUGCUAUUUGACUAUAUCCUGUCCUUCUUUUCUCAUGCAAAUAAACCAUGUUGUUGAUUUAUUUUUA